AUGUUAGAGAGUGGUAGUGAUCGUGAUUCUGGGAUGAGUUUAGAAACAGUUAAUUCCAAUACACAGAGAACUUCUUUAAGCAGCGCCACUGAAAGCAUUUGCAGUACAAGUUUCAGCCGUCUCUCUUUCGAACUCCUUCCGUCAUGCUCACCGGAGAGUCUCUCCAUCAAACCUCACCGUUCCUCAGAUUUCGCCUACUCCGCCAUCCGCAAAUCCGGUCUCACCUUCCGUGAUUUCCACCUUCUCCGCCGUAUAGGCUCCGGUGACAUAGGGACUGUAUAUCUCUGUCGUUUACGUGACUCCUCCGUAAACUAUAUCAACGACGAGGACAGUUCGUUCUACUACGCCAUGAAGGUUGUUGACAAAGACGCUGUUGCUCUCAAGAAAAAGUCACACAGAGCAGAAAUGGAGAGAAAGAUUCUCAAGAUGCUUGAUCAUCCUUUUCUCCCUAGUCUCUACGCGGAGUUCGAAGCUUCUAAUUUCUCUUGCAUUGUAAUGGAGUUUUGCUCCGGCGGAGACUUGCAUUCUCUCCGUCACCGUCACCCUCGUAACCGUUUCUCUCUCUCCUCAGCACGGUUUUACGCGGCUGAGGUACUUGUAGCAUUGGAGUAUCUGCACAUGCUAGGAAUAAUCUACAGAGAUCUAAAACCGGAAAACGUGUUAGUCAGAUCAGACGGUCACAUCAUGCUCUCGGAUUUCGAUCUAUCUCUUUGCUCCCACGCAAUCCCAGCCGUUGAGUUAUCUCCAGACGAUCCACCGGAUGUAUCCUGCACCCGUCCGCAUUCCAUUUCUUCUCCUUUUAAGUGCCUCUCGAAGCGGCUUUUCCGGUCCAGAAAGGUUCAAACAUUCCAAUCGAACCGGCUCUUCGUUGCUGAACCGGUUGAAGCACGGUCUUGUUCGUUCGUUGGGACACACGAGUACGUUUCACCGGAAGUAGCUUCUGGAAACUCUCACGGUAACGCUGUGGAUUGGUGGUCGUUUGGGAUAUUCAUCUACGAGAUGGUGUACGGAAGAACGCCGUUUGCGGGUCCAUCGAAUGAAGCAACUUUGCGCAACAUUAUAAAAAAGCCUCUUAGUUUUCCUACUGUUACGCCUUCCAGUACGCUUGAAAUGCACGCGCGGGAUCUUGUUUCGGGUUUGCUUAAUAAAGACCCGAGCCGUAGACUUGGGUCGAAGCGGGGCGCUGCUGACGUUAAGAUGCAUCCGUUUUUUGUUGGGCUUAACUUGGCGUUGAUACGGAUGGUAACGCCGCCGGAAGUUCCUGGUUUGAGAAGGUACAAAACGACGCCUUUUGUCUCCGGGAAAGAUUGUAACGGUAACAGAAGUUCCAGUAGACAGCACCCUGCUUCGUCGUUUGAUUACUUUUAA
Messenger RNA from Lathyrus sativus (Indian pea), 1368 nucleotides. NCBI's taxonomy places the organism in Eukaryota, Viridiplantae, Streptophyta, Magnoliopsida, Fabales, Fabaceae. The record is from the annotation of a GenBank genome assembly.